Myripristis murdjan (pinecone soldierfish) is the source of this 3147-nucleotide messenger RNA. It is a transcript of the gene dlat, whose product is annotated as dihydrolipoamide S-acetyltransferase (E2 component of pyruvate dehydrogenase complex). Gene Ontology annotation, cellular component: pyruvate dehydrogenase complex. NCBI's taxonomy places the organism in Eukaryota, Metazoa, Chordata, Actinopteri, Holocentriformes, Holocentridae. The transcript is spliced from 14 exons. Gene Ontology annotation, biological process: pyruvate decarboxylation to acetyl-CoA. The record is from RefSeq and is a predicted model, not a curated record. Gene Ontology annotation, molecular function: dihydrolipoyllysine-residue acetyltransferase activity. Bases 1 to 1935 code for a protein of 644 amino acids.
AUGCUUCGUCUACUCCUGCGGCUCCGGCCGAGCGCCGGGCUCCCCUGUCCCCGUGCCCUCGCGGGCCCUGCGGCGCUCGGCUCCCGCUCCGGAGCCGGGACAGCCCGCCUGAGGCGGCUCCACUGCGGGGCAGCGGCCCGGGCUGCCCGCUCCGGCCACAGCAGCCUCGUCCUCAGCCACAGAGCGACUCUCCUGCACUGUCCCCGGCCUGCCGGCAGCUGUCAGGCCAAGCGUCUGUACAGCCUGCCGCCCCACAGCAAGGUGGAGCUGCCUGCAUUGUCCCCCACCAUGCAGACAGGUACAAUCGCUCGCUGGGAGAAGAAGGAGGGAGAAAAAAUCAACGAGGGUGACCUCAUAGCGGAGGUGGAAACUGACAAGGCCACAGUAGGUUUUGAGAUGCUGGAAGAGUGCUAUCUGGCCAAGAUCCUGGUUCCUGAAGGGACCAGGGAUGUCAAUGUAGGAGCAGUAAUCUGCAUUACAGUUGACAAUCCUGACCUCAUCCCAGCCUUUAAGGAUGUGACGCUGGACUCGCUGAAAGCAGCCGGUGCUGCUCCUUCAUCAGCAGCCUCCGCUCCUCCUCCUCCUCCUCCCCCUCCCGCUUCCUCUGCUCCCCCUGCAGCCCCAGGCAGCUCUUACCCCACACACCUGAAGAUUCUGCUUCCUGCCCUCUCCCCCACCAUGACGAUGGGCACAGUGCAGCGCUGGGAGAAGAAGGUUGGAGAGAAGCUGAGUGAAGGAGAUUUGCUGGCUGAGAUUGAGACUGACAAGGCAACCAUCGGGUUUGAGGUGCAGGAGGAGGGAUACCUGGCCAAAAUCAUGAUACAAGAGGGCACCCGCGACGUCCCGCUGGGAACGCCACUCUGCAUCAUCGUAGAGAAGGAGAGCGACAUCGCUGCCUUCAGUGAUUAUGUAGAGACUGGAGUGGCAGAAGUCAGCACACCUCCUCCAGCCCCUGCGCCGGCUGCAGUGCCCACCCCUGCCGCUGCUGCCACCCCCUCUCCUGCUCCUGCAGCCCAGGCAGGACCCAGGAAAGGACGAGUGUUUGCCAGCCCCCUCGCUAAGAAACUGGCUGCUGAGAAAGGAAUUGACCUGGCUCAGGUCAGCGGUUCUGGCCCUGAUGGACGCAUCACCAGGAAAGACAUUGAGAGCUUCGUCCCACCCAAGGUUGCUCCUGCUGUAGCUGCUGCUCCUAUUCCAGCUGCAGCUCCAGCUGCUCCUGCACCUGCCGCUGCACCAGCAGGGACCUUCACUGACAUCCCCAUCAGCAACAUCCGCAAGGUUAUUGCUCAGAGGUUGAUGCAGUCCAAACAAACCAUCCCACACUACUAUCUGUCUAUAGACGUCAACAUGGACCAAGUUCUGGAGCUCAGGAAGGAACUCAACGCUGAAGUUAAAGCCCAGAAUAUCAAGCUUAGUGUGAACGACUUCAUCAUCAAAGCCAGCGCUCUGGCCUGUCUCAAAGUUCCUGAGGCCAACUCCUCCUGGAUGGACACGGUCAUCCGCCAGAACCAUGUGGUGGAUGUGAGUGUAGCAGUGAGCACAGCUAGCGGUCUGAUCACGCCCAUAGUGUUCAACGCCCACACCAAAGGACUGGCUGCCAUCAGCACCGAUGUGUCGGCUCUGGCUGCCAAGGCAAGAGACGGCAAACUGCAGCCACACGAGUUCCAGGGAGGUACAUUCACCAUCUCUAAUUUGGGGAUGUUUGGCAUCAAGAACUUCUCAGCGAUAAUCAACCCUCCUCAGGCCUGCAUCCUUGCCGUCGGAGGCUCCGAGAAACGGCUGCUGCCUGCCGAUAAUGAAAAAGGGUUUGAUGUAGCCAGCGUGAUGUCGGUGACGCUGAGCUGUGACCACCGGGUGGUGGACGGCGCGGUCGGCGCACAGUGGCUCGCAGAGUUCCGCAAGUUCCUGGAGAAACCUGUCACCAUGCUGUUGUGAUUGGACUGUACUGUCACUUAAACCGCCGUGAGAGGCUGAGACCUGUCACCGAAUUGAUCUGAUUGGUGUAAACUAGUCGUGGUCCUCCUGUGAUUGGCAAGCCUACCACCAGGUCACUCCCAGUCUCCCUGAAAGGGAAGAGGCAGAACUCACUCCGACUCCACUUACCUCUCUGUCUUGCUGUCUCUCCUGUCUGUCUUUCUCUCUUUUCCUCUCUCUCACUCAUACUCUAUUUAUUGAGGCCCCAAGUCUCAUCGGAGACAAGAAUUAGGUAUCAUUUAGCGUAGUGUAGAGACUGGCCAUAUGUCACUAAAACAUUGGAAAUGUUUUAAUGAAGGGAAGUGUUACAGGUCUAACCAGUGGGCUUAUAUUUAUGCAGAAGUUGAUAUGUGUGUGUGUGUGUGUGUGUGUGUCAACACAGUUAACCUGUGAUUUUGAGUGAAUGUGAUAAAGACUACAAGAAGAGCAGCUAUGUCUUAGUUCAAUAGUCUUUUCAACGGAGGGUUCUGGGUUGCCUUGUCUGCUGGCUGAUGAAAGAAAGUGGAGGUUGUAGGCAAGAAGAUAGAGAUAAAUGUAAGUUAACACAGAAACAGAACUCAGCACUUAAGACACAAAACACACACACACAGAGAACUGUUUAUUGGUCAGGAAUACACAACUUUGCUGUCUAAAUUUGUUAUAAUGUAAACAUUUGGUGUGGUUUCUCUUCUGUGGGUUAAUUAUACACUGUAUAUUCUCCACUGGUGUAGGAUGAAUACAGUGCUAUUUAUGUUGUGGCUGCAUGGGACAAUCAAGAUUGUUGUAAGCAGCUACAGCAUUUGGUUGAAAUAACCUAGCUUCAGUAAGGCUUUGCCAUAUUUUUUAAUAUCUGACCAGUCCCUGCUCAUUUAAGAACACUCUUUACAGGAAGCACUUAACGGUUUUGCCAAUUCUCUCUUCAAUGGGAAUGUUUAUUUUCUCAACUCUGGACAGCUUUAACAUUUAUUCACUCUUCAUUCUGUAUUUGAAACGCACAAAGUUGGUGCUGGAUGUAUUAUUGUCGUUUGAAUAAAUUGGGAGAGGUCAACCUUGUGAUAUAGGCUAUUUGGUUUGGGUUUUUAUAUGCACGUUUAUUGCAAAACCCAAAUUAAAGCAUUAUGGAUCACUUGACUAAAAAUGUGGUUGCAAAAAAACAUUGUAAAACUGGAAGAAUAUAAAACUGGGGACAAGGAG